AUGUCAUCCACCAAACCAACCCUCCUCUUCAUCCCCGGCGCCUGGCACAAAUCAUCCUGCUACACCCCCCUGAUCCAAAAACUCAACGACCAAGGCUACGAAACCGCAACCGCAGAACUUGCAUCCGUAGGCGCAAAUCCCGGCCUACAAACUUGGGCCGACGACGUCACCAACAUACAAUCUGUCCUCGCCCCCCUCGUCGACGCUGGGAAGCGCGUCAUCAUCAUCGCACACAGCUACAGCUCCCUCCCCGCCGGCGAGGCUAUCAAAUCCUAUUUACUCCGCGAGCGCGAAGCUGCCGGGAAAACUGGCGGCGUCGUGCACUUUGUGUACAUAUCCGCCUUCAUCAUCCCGCCGGCCACGUCCCUAAUGGACGCCCUCGGCGGCGUCGAUCUACCAUGGUUCAUCGUCUCGCCCUCGAAACUCGAGGUCCAGCCCGCCGACCCAGCAACCAUCUUCUACAACGACUUACCCAAGGACGUGCAGGAGGAGCAGAUUGCAAAGCUUGCCGUGUUUAGCUAUCAGAUGUAUUUCCAGAAGACGACGUGGGCACCGUGGAUGGAGGUGGCGGCGACGUAUGUGUUUUGCUCGCGGGAUAAUGCUAUUCCGCUACAGGUACAGGAGGGUAUGGUCAAGGGUGCUGGAGGCAAGUUCAGGGAGUCCGUUCUUGAGUCGGGUGGAUGA
Parastagonospora nodorum SN15 is the source of this 684-nucleotide messenger RNA. RefSeq lists its product as hypothetical. The transcript is spliced from 2 exons. Lineage: Eukaryota; Fungi; Ascomycota; Dothideomycetes; Pleosporales; Phaeosphaeriaceae. The record is from RefSeq and is a predicted model, not a curated record. Bases 1 to 684 code for a protein of 227 amino acids.